Messenger RNA from Durio zibethinus, 1479 nucleotides. Lineage: Eukaryota; Viridiplantae; Streptophyta; Magnoliopsida; Malvales; Malvaceae. The record is from RefSeq and is a predicted model, not a curated record.
CUAGUUUGUUUAUGGAUACAACAGAGAUCUCCAAAGACAAUAUUGUUUCAACACCCAAAGAUGAGGAGGAGACAUGGGAUGAAGAAUUACAAGAAUUGGUUCAAACCCUCCCUAAAGAAAGAAACUGGAUUAAUGCAGAUCAUCUUUACUUCUACCAAGGUUUUUGGUGUCCAUCUGGUGCAUUGAAAGCAGUGAUUUCUUUCCAGAAACAUUUCCAAGCACAUGAUACUGAUAUUAUUGUCAUAAGUUUUCCGAAAUGUGGCACUACUUGGCUGAAGGCUUUGACUUUCUCAGUUGUGAACCGCAAUCAAUUCGCAAGGGAAGAAAAUCCCUUGUUCAGGUCAGGCCCUCACCAACUUAUUCGAUUCUUUGAGUAUGAUCUUUACUUGGAGAACCCUUCUCCGGAUCUGGAAAAUAGCUCUCUUUAUCCACCAAGACUUUUCUCCACCCACGUGCCUUAUCCUUCUUUGCCACCUUCCAUGAAAGAUUCCAACUCUAAGAUCGUCUACAUAUGUAGGAAUCCGAUGGAUAUGUUCAUCUCUCUCUGGUUUUUCACUGAUAAGCUUCGAGUUGAAAAUUCAGAGCCUUUAUCACUAGAUGAAGCUUUCGAGUUGUUCUGCCAUGGAACAUUUGGUUGUGGACCAUUUUUUGAUCAUGUAUUAGGGUAUUGGAAAGCAAGCCAAGAGAAUCCCAACAAAAUAUUGUUUUUACAGUAUGAAAAUCUGAAAGAAGACAUCAUUUCCCAGCUUAAAAAGUUGGCCAUGUUCUUGGGGUUUCCUUUCUCAGAGGAGGAAGAGAAACAUGGAGUGGUUGAAGAAAUUGCAGAAACUUGUAGCUUUGCGAACUUGAAAGAAUUGGCUGUGAACAAGAAUGGCGUACACACUUUCGGGUUUCCACACAACACCUUGUUCAGGAAAGCAGAAGUGGGAGAUUGGAGCAAUUAUUUCACACCUGCAAUGGUAGAACGUUUGGAGAAGCUUAUUCAGGAGAAUUUCGACAAGUCAGGUUUAACAUUUAAAUUAUCUUCCCAAUCUCCAAAGGAUGCUUGUGCAUGAUGGGCGUCUUUCAGCUUAGUUAAUGUUGAUCUUUUUUAUUAAGCAACAAGAAAUUUCUGGGUUUUACUUUGUAAAUCUUUUUCGAAUUGAUUUAAGUUGGAUUCUUUGCGAACUUGAAAGAAUUGGCAGUGAACAAGAAUGGCGUACACACUUUCCGGGUCCACACAACACCUUGUUCAGGAAAGAAGAAGUGGGAGAUUGGAGCAAUUAUCUCACACCUGCAAUGGUAGAACGUUUUGAGAAGCUUAUUCAAGAGAAUUUCGGCAAGUCAGGUUUAACAUUUAAACUAUCUUCCCAAUCUCCAAAGGAUGUUUGUGCAUGAUGGGCGUCUUUCAGCUUAGUUAAUGUUGAUCUUUCUUGUUAAGCAGCAAGAAAUUUCUGGGUUUUACUAAGUAUAUCUUUUCAAUUGAUCUAUGUCCGAUAC